This is a messenger RNA of Liolophura sinensis, 2121 nucleotides long. RefSeq lists its product as uncharacterized. Gene Ontology annotation, molecular function: cell adhesion molecule binding. The transcript has 11 exons. NCBI's taxonomy places the organism in Eukaryota, Metazoa, Mollusca, Polyplacophora, Chitonida, Chitonidae. Gene Ontology annotation, cellular component: extracellular matrix. Gene Ontology annotation, biological process: extracellular matrix organization; cell adhesion. Bases 1 to 1371 code for a protein of 456 amino acids. The record is from RefSeq and is a predicted model, not a curated record.
AUGAGGCUGUGCAUUUGCGUGGGACUGCUGAUGUCCGUGGUUCUGUGUGCUCGAGGACAGGCUAACAAUUUGGCAGACCUGAUCACAUCCAACCCCAACCUUUCCGAGGUAAUAGAGUUUCGACGAAAAAUCGAGCUUCAGUCUAAGGGCAGAAGAGACGGAGGACAGUCCUGUUACCGGACAACGCUGCUGUGGACGUUUUCAACCAAACCUUUCCAAUGCCCCCCUGAAGCUGACCUUCCGAAACUUCUCAAUAACGCAGCAGUGCCUGGAAAUAUGACUAUAGAAGCCUUGGCAGCGAUGAAGACUGUCCAAAUCUCCCCUACAGAGAAUACUACAGCCAUAUUGUGGUUCUCGCAACAAAUGGAAGAUUAUUUCGUGAACAAUGCUAAAGUGAAAAGUAGCAAUAUGAUGGCGUCGAACGGCUAUCUACACAUCCUGGACCAAGUGCUGUAUCCACCGAGUGAUUCGCAGACGCUUACCGAGGUGAUCAAUACGGUCAACCGCUACAGCGGCCUGAAAGAAUUACUCGCAAACGUUACAACGUUCCCAUGGCAGGAAGGACAGAAUUACACUGUAUUUGUCCCCAGCAAUGAUGUCAUCACUGACGAGAUUAAGGCCAUGAACGAAACCCAACUGCUUCCGGUAUUACAGCAGCACGUUGCAACGGCGCCUCUGUUCACCAGGUGGUUAAAGAUGUCAUCUGAUCCCUUGAACACGCUCAACGCAGACGAUAAGAUUCAUGUCAGUUAUAUGGAUGAAACACUGUUUGUUGGCGUUAACGACCACUGGGCGAUCGUGGACCAGAUCAACGCAAACAUGCCGACCACAAAUGGCGUCCUUCACAUUAUCAACGCUGUCAUUGGAGUAACGCCCGGCGUCAGCGUCUACCAACAGCUAAGUUUGUCGAACAUGUGGACAGAAACAAAGACGAAGCUAUUGGGCGUGGAAGCUAUUAAGACUGAGCUGAUGAAGGCCGAUCAGAACUUUACAUUAUUAGCCCCUUCUGCUGCAGCCUGGCAAAAAAUGAAGAAUGUGGAAGUGAAGGACGCAGAAAUGGUACUGAAGCGACACGUUCUGACCAUGAGCCUAACGCAUGCGCAACUGAUGGACAAGACUGAGGUGACAACCUUCGGCGGGGACAAACUUGAUGUAAAGAAAACAGACGGCAAAAUAAUGCUUGCGUACACCAAGGAUGACUCUACGGUAGAGGCCACGGUGGAUGAUAGCGGUACCAUGACAACUAACGGCUACAUCUACAAGAUCGACACCGUGCUGUACAUUAAAUCUGGGGCCUGGAGAAAUGGCAUCUGCUUUACCACAGCAGUUCUCUCCCUUGUAUGCGCUAUUGUGUUUAUUAUGAGAGAAUAAAUUUUUUUCUGUUUUAGUCAAAUUUCGUAUUUGCGCUACGACCGAAAGGUGAGUAAGUGGUGAAAUACUGUAAAACUGUCUAACAACUGUAUUUUGUUUAUUUCAAAUAUUGUCAUAAAAUUUAAAGGUUUAGAAGAAUUAAAUGUUUAGAAUGAUUCAACAAAUGGUAAAGCUGGGAUCAGCUCAAGUUUCCUAAGAAAGAUAGGAUCUCAAAUUCUCUCCAAAAAUAUCGGAGGCACAUUUUUUCUGGUGAGCUUUAAACGCGCCAGCUACUUAUAAUGAACCAUUUUGGGCGUAAAAAACAAAAUUUUAAAAUAUAUUUUUUUUUCAUAUAUUUUUGAGGGUGGGGAGACGGGUUGUCGAGAAAAGACCCUUUAACAUUUUACUGUGAAAAUGUUUUCAGAAUGUGAACAUUUGUCUGCUAUAGUUACUGUUUUGCAUUGUUUAAAAUAGGUUCGUUUGACAAUGCAAAUUUUGGGCUAAAACAGGCCAUGGAAGGAAUGGGGAGUUGGGAGAGGAGGGAAUAGUAAAAUUUUACACCAUGACGUAUAGUUAGUAGGAAAAAAAAACUGUGGCAAUCUGGUCUUAACUCCUUUCUCUCAAGUAGAAAACCGAUACAGAUUUUCAGAAAUUCUAAACACAGACCUCUACAACGGAUAUUUUUUCUUACCACGACAGCUAUGAGCCAAUACCAGGAAAGUUGCUAUUUGAUGCAUACCGCGGUAUAUAACAUAGCUGACUAAAAUGACG